This is a messenger RNA of Adineta ricciae, 369 nucleotides long. The record is from the annotation of a GenBank genome assembly. NCBI's taxonomy places the organism in Eukaryota, Metazoa, Rotifera, Eurotatoria, Adinetida, Adinetidae.
AUGGUUACGGCGUCAUCUUCGCUAGUCGAAGAAAUGGAAACGGAUGUCACACAAGAAACAAAUAAAGCGAAAGAACAUGAAGUUCAAAACGAACAUGAAUCAGUAAGAAGACAAGUCAAUUCUCGAACUAAUGCACAUCAUUCUUCUUUUACUGCAAAGAAAUUUCGUGCCAUGUUCGACUAUUCACUGUCUACUUCACGGUAUCCAUCAUUACCAAGAUGGUCAUCGAGUGACCAGUUACAGAAGAAGAAAAGACUUAUAAAACAUCCAUUUUAUAUUGAUUUUAGUCAUGCUUUCAACAAUCAACCUGUGCUUUAUGACCAAGCGGCUUCUGCGAAUGGCCAACUUUCGAAGCGCAUUAUUCGAUGA